Messenger RNA from Cladocopium goreaui, 5492 nucleotides. The record is from the annotation of a GenBank genome assembly. NCBI's taxonomy places the organism in Eukaryota, Dinophyceae, Suessiales, Symbiodiniaceae.
AUGAUCCCUGCCAGUGCCCAGGCCUUGCCUGGUUGGUGGCAGUGGCAAGAGCUGCUGCUGCAGCAGCUGCUGCUGCUGCUGCUGCUGCUGGGGCUUGGCUUGGAGAAAGAAGGAAUUGAAUUGCACAAGGGAUUGGUUCUGCUGUUCUGUCCCAAACUUCACCAAGGCUACCUGGUUGGCCAGCAGCGUUUGAAUGCAGCCAUCAAUGCACGCAAGGCAUGGAAGCGCGAAGAGAGGGAGAAGUGGAGGGCCUUCAAUGCCAACCCAGCCAACUCAGCCAACCCAGCCAACCCAGGUGAGAAGGGGAAGGACGAGGCCGAAGCUGAGGACAAGGAUGCCAUGGCGGAACCUCCCAGGGCAUCCAAGAGGUCCAAGUUCAUCAACUGCCUCGUGAACAUUGGCCUGGGAGAAGGACAGCGCGUGGUGAAGCUGAUCCUUUUGCUGCUCAACUUGGCCUCCUUCCUGGCUGGGUUUUUCUUGCAUACAGGACUGGGCUUCCAGGCAUCUGUGGCAUAUCCCAUGGCCAAGGGGGCUGGCUUUGCGCUGGACAUGGAUUUGGCCAUCCUGCUGCUGCCGACCUUGAAGAGUUUACAAACUGUCCUGCGUGGCAAGGGCGGUCAGGCAAGAGAGUGGAUUCCACUGGACGAUCCCAUUUCUUUCCACAUUGCCGUGGCCACUUUGGUGGCAGUGAAUAGCUUCGUGCAUGUUUGUUCCCAUUUCGUUCACAUGGCCCAGAUCGCAGGGUCGCCAAAUUUCCAGAACGAUCCCCUUAGUGCUUGGGCCCUCACUCCAGAGGAAGAGAUUUCCGGAACGCCCGUCGAAAAUUUGCUCCUGACACGAGCCAACUUCACAGGUUUGCUGAUCACAGCGUUGAUGUGUGUCAUCUACGUUACAGCACUACCUUCAGUGCGACGAGCCACCUGCUGCCUUGCGCGACGUUGCGGUGGCUUUCGACUCUUCCAACAAGCGCACUCUGUUUGGCCAGUUGUGUACUUCCUGCUGUUGAUUCAUACUACACCACGGUUCUGGAUCUGGAUGUUUUUCCCCGCGAUCUUCGUGGCAGUCGAUCGGGUGCUUUUAACCCAGCGACAGCGAUAUCCAGCCGUUCUGGAAAGUGCACGACUCCUUCUCUUUGACGUGAUUCACCUGACCUUCGAGAUCCCUGAAAACUUCACAUAUCAGGCCGGGCAGUACGUGAUGCUGCACUGGAAGGGCGAAUGGCAUCCCUUCACUUUGACUUCUGCUCCAGAGGAACGGCAGUUGACCCUGCACAUCCGCGCCAGCUCAACGCUGGAUUGGUGUUCCGCUCUGCGACGCCACUUGAUGGUGGAGGCCCCAAAAGCAGCCCAAGGCGUCACAGCCAUCGAGGUUGCCAAGGAGCCAAGUCCAGGGACCACGGUUCAGUUCGAGAAGAUCGUGAUGCCCAGCGGCAAAGUCUGCUGCAAAGCCCUGCCCUUGACGGAGAGCUCCUUCAAGGGCACUGGCUCUUCUGACAAAGUUUCCUUGGACGUUUCCUUCGACCGAUCACAGCGGCAGGCCACCUCCACUUUCCAUCGUGAGAGUACCAGGACCGAAGACUCUGUGGCCCUCAUGGAGCGGGCGAACCUUCCGCCUGGGACCGUGGAACUGCAGCUCCAAGGGCCUUUCGGGGCGCCUGCGCAGAGAGUCUGGGAGUUCAAAACGGUGAUGGUCGUGGGAGCUGGCAUCGGUGUCACGCCCUUCGUGUCGAUCCUGAGAUCGGUCCAGAUUCGCAAGCAGCAGCAACAUCUUCUCCGGGUAUCUGGAUCAUCUGGAGGAGAUGUGGAAGCCAAGACACCCAAGCGGCGCACCAGGCCCGAGACCAAGCACAGCAUGGCUCCUCCGGAAGCGGCGCCCGACACCAACGCAGCGGCGCCCGAGCCGGCGGAAGCUGCGACGGCGGCGGCGGCCUCGGCCGAGGUGGCGAUGGAUGACGCCGCUGUGGCAUCAGAGCGAGCUCCCAGAGUGGAUGCUGCGGAGACUCUUGAGAAGCCGGACGAAAAGGCGGAGAAGGUGAAGAAGAAGAAAGCACCACCUGAGAAGUCCAAGGCGCCCAAGAGUGAUCCUGCAGGUGGCAUCGUUGGUCUAGCAGAAAUCAGCCCCAGCGUCUUGGGUGCGAAAAUGGACGACGUGCAUAAGGAGGAGCCAGCCUUCUCACCUCCGCCCCGCGCUUCUUCCAAGCCACCGCGAGCUGACAAGGCUGCCAGCCAAGUGGAUGACCAAGCCAUGGUGGAGCGGCUCGUGAACGAAGUGAUUCCUGUGCCGGAGCGCAUCCACUUCUAUUGGAUUGUGCGCAACCAGCAGGAGUUGGAUUGGUUCUACGACCUGCUUGCGACAGCUGUGGAAGGCCCAGCGAAGGAAUUGGUAGAAGUGAACCUCUUCACCACCGGCGAGGUCGAACUGAGUGCAGUGAAACAGCUGAAGUGUGUUCACCAUCAAUACUUCGGCCGACCAAACUGGAACCGCAUCUUUAAGGGUUGCAAGGCUCAGCACGUGGGAGAUCACAUUGGUGUCUUCCUCUGCGGCUCGCCCAUCAUUGGCCAAGAGUUGGCCAGACAAAGUGGGAACACCCAGGAAAAGCGCCAGGAAAACCGCUGGAAUCUGGUGGACGUGGUGGACGUGGUGGACGUGGUGGACAUGGGACAGCCACCUGCCACACCUGCCACACUCUUCAACACUUUUCAGGUGCCAAGCACACGGAUCCUCCGGAUCAGCAGCCGGAGCCUCGGGGGCCUCGGUUGGGCCUCGGUUGGGCCUCGGUUGGGCCUCGGUUGGGCCUCGGUUGGGCCUCGAUCUGCAAAGCAACUGAGCAACGGCCACGACGCGAGAUUCAUGGAGCGCCGCGUAUUCCUCCUGCUCCUGGGAUCGUGGCACAACGCGCAUGGCAUUGCCCAAUGGGUCUUGGCAGGCCUUGGGCACUGCACUGUGCCGUUGGACAUUUUGCAGAACAAAGACUUAGCCGGAUGCUUGCGGAGCUGCGAGGCAGCCGGGAAAGGAUGCUCUUACGUCUCCUUCCUGGAUGAUGCCCUGAUUCGAAGGAAGGAGAGGAAGGAGAGGAAGGAGAGGAUGGAGAGGUAUCCAGAUCUCGAUCCCGCGGCGAUGCGGCAGUUGCCAGGAGGGAAAGGUGCCGUCGCUGGUGGCGUCCUUGGUGGCGCUUUCAGCGGAGGAACCCUGUGUUUGCAUUUCGCCCAUUGCGGAGUUCUGAAAUCGACACUCUCAGGAUCUGCUACCUUUCUUCGAGAAGGCCAUGUCGAUGGAGAGCGAGGAUGGCCUGAGGAUGACGACUUGGUGACUAUUUCCACGGGCAGAUCCAUGUCUUCCAGGAGAACUUGGCAACUCAGGAAACAGCUUUGUGUGUCGGCAGAGUUGGGGGAGCCCAUUGCUGCAUUGAAAAACGUUUGUGCUGAUUUUUGGACCGUGAAAUAUGUUUCUGGACCAGUGAUGGAAAGCCACAUGGUAGAUUCAACAGCCGCUGUGAGGGUAACCAUUCAGCGGGGAAGGCAUUUUCUAUGCAGCCGCAGUGACCCUGCUGGCCCAGCUGCGCCGGCUUCGACGACCGUGUGGCUCAGCGAAUCCUGUGACGGACUGGACACUCUCGGCACCUGGGACGUGGUCCGAGCAGGAGAAAACCAAGAAGUCGUCGACAGCGAGCCCUGUGUCUGGCUGCGAGUGGCACACGAUGGCAAAUUUACCGAAGGCCAAUAUCUAUCGGUGUCGGAGGAUCAUCGUGAUCAUGGUGAUCAUCGUCUCACGUUCCUCCCAUGGUCCACAGACAUGAGUGCAUCGUGUUGGAACUUCGGGUACGAACAGACAUGGAUGCAGCACAACUUCGUGGGCCGGGAGGACUUUGAGAUCCAUGCUGAGACUGAUACAUCCUGUAAACCAACACAUGCAACACAUGCAACACAUGCAACACAUGCAACACAUGCAACACAUGCAACACAUGCAACACAAGCACAAUGCCAGGAGGAUCAGGAGGGGGGAGAUGGGGCAAGGCAGAUGCGCCGUGCGCCACGUGCGCCACGUGCGCCACACAUUUGGCUGAUGGCUUCACCGAAAUACACCGAAACCAUGCAGCGUCUUAUCUCCACCUUCCAGCGCGCCCAAGAACCUGUCCGUGUUUCGGUGCGAUGGGUGCCCGAUUUUAAGGAUACCAAGAGGAGGGGCUUCCAACUCACCGGAAAAGCACCACAAGCUCGUCGGGUCUAUGCCUUCAACUAUUUGAAGCUGCUAUUUCUCUUUGAAGCUUAUUUGGACGGCGUACAGUCAGAGGAUGACAUGGUAGUGGUUAUGGACUUGGAUGUGCAAGUGCGUCGCGGAUGGACUCGGACCCUGGAGAAGUGCAUGGAAGACGCGGAGAUCUGCUUCCUACAGCAGGCUGCCUUUGGAGAUCGCUGGCAACAAGCGAAUUCGGGGGUCUUAGUGUUCAAACCCACGGCUGCGGUGGGUGCGUUCUAUCAUGCUCUUGGGGCACGACUCCAGGGACAAGAGAUCUUGGUUCGGUUGCUGCCCUCCAUGGAUGCUGUGGCUUUUGAGCAGCUUCUACUGAAUUACAUCCUGCAACAGAUCCGGGGUUUGGUGAAUUUCACGGACGGGGAUAUGUCACCAGUGUCUAAUCUCACCACAGUACGCUGGGGGAUCUACAGCCCUUUGGUGGCAUAUUCCGGGAUGUUCCUGACCUCUGCUGUGCUCACAGACACGGUGCAUCAUGCCACGGCGUCCAAUGCGGACCUCAGGAGUAAGUUGAGACUCAUGGAUGGUGCGGAGCUGUUUGUAGCAGACCUUCGUGAAUUUUGCCCGUUGGACCCCAGUGGAAUUCUGGAAAUUACUGGCCCGCUGCUGGAAUUCUGCUAUUAUUUCAUCGGUGUGGAUCCCCACUUUGGUCCUUUGCUGGAUCACUAUCGAGUCCAUAGAGGCUUUAGUGAAACAGAUAACCUGGUGGUGCUUGAUCAUCUGGAAAAGAGGGCUCGAGGACGAAAAGCGUGGAUUCAGGCAGUGAUCUCUUUUAAUGAAGGUGGCUACAAGUACUACAAAGCGAAACGUCGCAAUUCCUCCGCUGUACUGGGCGAUGCACUUCUUCAUCCUGCCUUUUGACCUUCGAAAUCCUUCGAAAUCCUUCGAAUCUCCCCGCUUUCAUCGGGACAUUCCGAACAUUUGCGUCAUCAGUUGUUCGAAAUGUUGUUCGAAAUGUUGUUCCAUGUUGAACAGUUCGACGCAGUCCACAUGCUUCGAGACUUCCAGCACCCUUCGAUAUCUUCGAUGCGGGUCUGGACCAAGGCUGAAAGAGCGGUGAAGCUUGGAGGCACCAGGACCUAUUCUGAGGAAGCCCUACAUUGAUGCGCAUUGAUCAACCACUUAGAGGUCCAAGCUGAGCUUUAAGAACUCCAAGUCGACAAAGCUCAAUGCAGACAGAACCGACAGUUUGUGCUUUGUAGAAAACUUCACAUUGAUUGCAGAAUUGAAGACGAGCGAAA